This is a messenger RNA of Puma concolor (puma), 1596 nucleotides long. It is a transcript of the gene PRMT3, whose product is annotated as protein arginine methyltransferase 3. Gene Ontology annotation, biological process: chromatin remodeling; peptidyl-arginine methylation, to asymmetrical-dimethyl arginine. The record is from RefSeq and is a predicted model, not a curated record. Gene Ontology annotation, molecular function: protein-arginine N-methyltransferase activity; histone methyltransferase activity. Lineage: Eukaryota; Metazoa; Chordata; Mammalia; Carnivora; Felidae. Gene Ontology annotation, cellular component: nucleus.
AUGUGCUCGUUAGCGUCGGGCGCUGCGGGCGGCCGGGGUGCUAUGGAGGACGAAGACGACCUGCCAGAGCUGUCCGACAGCGGUGACGAGGCCGCUUGGGAGGAUGAGGACGAUGCUGAUCUCCCCCACGACAAGCAGCAGACCCCCUGUCUGUUCUGUGACAGGUUAUUUACAUCUGCUGAAGAAACAUUUUCACAUUGUAAGUCUGAGCAUCAAUUUAAUAUUGAUAACAUGGUCCAUAAACAUGGACUGGAAUUUUAUGGCUACAUUAAACUAAUAAAUUUUAUUAGACUUAAGAAUCCUACAGUUGAGUAUAUGAAUUCCAUAUACAACCCAGUGCCUUGGGAGAAAGAAGAGUAUUUGAAGCCAGUAUUAGAAGAUGACCUAUUACUUCAAUUUGACGUAGAAGAUCUUUAUGAACCGGUGUCACUCCCAUUCUCAUACCCCAAUGGACUCAGUGAAAAUACAUCUGUUGUUGAAAAAUUGAAACAUAUGGAAGCCAGAGCACUGUCUGCUGAAGCUGCAUUAGCUAGAGCACGUGAGGAUCUGCAAAGAAUGAAACAAUUUGCUCAGGAUUUUGUGAUGAACGCAGAUGUCAGAACCUGCUCGUCAUCUACUACUGCCAUUGCAGACCUCCAGGAAGAUGAGGAUGGUGUUUAUUUCAGCUCAUACGGGCAUUAUGGGAUACAUGAAGAAAUGCUAAAGGACAAAGUGCGAACAGAAAGUUACCGAGAUUUUAUAUACCAAAAUCCACAUAUCUUCAAAGACAAGGUAGUUUUGGAUGUUGGUUGUGGAACUGGAAUUCUCUCUAUGUUUGCAGCUAAAGCUGGGGCAAAGAAGGUUCUUGGAGUUGAUCAAUCUGAAAUACUUUACCAGGCAAUGGAUAUCAUAAGACUAAAUAAACUUGAAGAUACUGUUAUACUAAUUAAAGGAAAGAUUGAAGAAGUUUGCCUUCCUGUAGAAAAAGUGGAUGUUAUUAUAUCUGAGUGGAUGGGCUAUUUUCUUCUUUUUGAGUCUAUGUUAGAUUCUGUCCUUUAUGCAAAGAACAAAUACUUGGCAAAAGGAGGAUCGGUGUACCCUGAUAUUUGCACUAUUAGCCUUGUGGCAGUAAGUGAUAUGAAUAAACAUGCUGAUAGAAUUGCUUUCUGGGAUAAUGUUUAUGGCUUCAACAUGUCCUGUAUGAAGAAAGCAGUUAUUCCAGAAGCUGUUGUGGAAGUUUUAGAUCCAAUGACUAUUAUUUCCGAUGCUUGUAGUAUUAAGCAAAUAGAUUGCCAUACAACCUCUGUCUCAGCUUUGGAGUUUUCUUCGGAUUUUACCCUGAAAAUUACAAAGACAUCCAUGUGCACGGCAAUUGCUGGCUACUUCGAUAUAUAUUUUGAGAAGAAUUGUCACAGGAGGGUUGUGUUCUCCACGGGCCCCCAGAGUGCCAAAACACACUGGAAACAAACAGUAUUUCUACUGGAAAAUCCAUUUUCAGUGAAAGCAGGUGAAGCCUUGAAAGGAAAGAUCACAGUCCACAAGAAUAAGAAAGAUCCACGUUCUCUCAUUGUGACCCUCACAUUGAAUAAUUCAACUCAAACUUACGGUCUCCAGUGA